AUGAAAGCUCUUUCAAACACUUUUAUAGGAGACGUUUUGCUGUUUAUUUCGCUCGCUUUUAUCAGCUGGUUUCAAUAUUUCAAAGUUCGCGGAAGCCAUCAUGAAACGUGUGAUCGAGAAUAUACCAAGGUUGGCUGCGUCCACACUUACCAGAACCGAAAAAGAAUCUACAACGAGCUAAUUAUCACUGAUCGCGACAGCCGCUCUCCAAAAUCAAGUGAUAUUCCUACUGACUGGUUUCACUGGGAGGAAUACUUGCUUGGAUUAGCCUGUCGAUGUGUCGAGAAAUUGAACAAAAUCUCAAAUGGUAAUUUAAGUCUUUUCCAUCAGUUUACGAUUGAAAACUACGGCGAAUGCUGGAGUUCUCGGUUCGGUCACGACGCUCUGCAUUCUCUUACGAAAUCCAACAACUGCAUAGGAGCUGGCUUUCUGGAAUGCCAGCAAAAUCGCCCAGGAGAAUGUACUGGCAUCAAACUUUCCAGUUUUCUUUAUCAAAUACACAACAGAACGAAGCUACUCGACGAACAUUGCCAUAUCGUGAAGCGAAUCGUCUGUCCUUCUUCGACGAUACAAUGGAAUUCAUCUUUGCCCUUGCAAUCACCAAUGACGGACCAGACAACGUUCAUAAAUUCGACACGAACUCAGCAACACACGGCAUCUCAAGUUCAAAUAAGUCCUUCUACAACAACCUUAAACCAGACGAUCAGUAGAGAAAACGACAGCUCUUUACGCGUACUUCAAAGCUCUGAUAUUCAAAACAUUACCAGCAAAGAACAUUUCAUGACUUCUACUAUAGACUUCUCCGUUGUGGAAUCCAACAUUGAGAAUCAUUCAAGUGAUAAUGGCCCAAUAAAAUCUUCUCAAACACACGCUUUAAUAACACCUUCAACUGCGGAGAAGAUAACAAACAUAAGACUCUAUGACUACUGGUAA
Messenger RNA from Dendronephthya gigantea, 933 nucleotides. RefSeq lists its product as uncharacterized. The coding region runs from base 1 to 933 and encodes 310 amino acids. The record is from RefSeq and is a predicted model, not a curated record. The transcript has 6 exons. NCBI's taxonomy places the organism in Eukaryota, Metazoa, Cnidaria, Anthozoa, Malacalcyonacea, Nephtheidae.